Messenger RNA from Lytechinus variegatus (green sea urchin), 2159 nucleotides. RefSeq names its product small nuclear ribonucleoprotein Sm D1-like. Gene Ontology annotation, biological process: spliceosomal snRNP assembly; RNA processing. Gene Ontology annotation, cellular component: spliceosomal tri-snRNP complex; U4 snRNP; U5 snRNP. The transcript is spliced from 4 exons. The record is from RefSeq and is a predicted model, not a curated record. Gene Ontology annotation, molecular function: RNA binding. Lineage: Eukaryota; Metazoa; Echinodermata; Echinoidea; Temnopleuroida; Toxopneustidae. Bases 98 to 481 code for a protein of 127 amino acids.
GCCAUCUGCGUUAGACACAGUCCAUUGUUUUGGUACACGCGCGUCGAUUGAACGUCCAAUUUUUAUCGUCGGAUGCUGAUCGCAAUCCGACAUCAUCAUGAAGCUAGUCAGAUUUCUUAUGAAGCUCAGUCACGAGACUGUCACCAUCGAACUAAAGAAUGGAACCCAAGUACAUGGGACAAUCACAGGUGUUGAUGUCAGCAUGAACACUCACUUAAAGUCAGUCAAACUCACACCAAAGAACAGAGAAACACAGCAGCUGGAAUCUCUCAGUAUCCGUGGCAACAACAUUCGGUAUUACAUCCUCCCUGACAGCCUCCCCCUGGAUCAACUGCUUGUAGAUGAUUCUCCCAGAGAGAAGAUGAGGAAGAAGCAGCAAUUUGGAUCAAUGGGAGGAAGAGGACGUGGACGAGGAGGAAGAGGUAGAGGGCGUGGUGGUCGUGGUAGGGGCCGUGGUGGAGGAGGAGGCGGAAGGAGAUAAACAUAGUACUUCACAUCACAUAUGUACCUUUUGUCCUGAAUUGUUGUAUAAAUCAUGGUUUGUAGCCUUCUAUUCCCGUAUUGUUCCCAGCCAUAAAACUCUUCAUGAAUACUUUUUGCCGAAAUGUUAGAAUAAGAUUCCUUGAUCUGUUUCCAUGAUGGUAGAUAGAGAUCAUAUAAUCACUGUUUUUUGGGGGGAGGUUUAUUCUGUAAAGCAAACCAGGCUUCCCGAAUAGGGAUUGCAAAGUAUGGAGAGUGUUAAUGGGUGCAAAGCAGCUGCUCUGGUGCUUUUUAAUUCAUUCACCAGAAAUCAAACACAUAUAUUAAUAAUAAGUCAGAGAACCUUUGCAGGAAAGAAACAUUUUCAGGAUGAUGUAAAGAUGGAAGAGUUUCAUGAAGCAGAGUUGUCAGUGAGGUUUCCUCUCGGCCAAUCAAAUGCUGGGAUUCCAGUCGCUCAUAAAAGUUGUGAGUGAAUAUCACCGCCAAUGCUUCAUGAAACGGCCCCUUUGGCUCUCAUUUCUUAUAAACUGUUACUGUUAAUAUUGAAAUGCUUUCUUUAAAAUAGCACUUAUUCUUGUAUACCGAGGCAUGUUUUAGGUAUGAAACCCUUAGCAUGUAGUGUAAAAGUGAUUCAAUAUUGCAGUUUUCAGACAUCUACAAGCAAUGUUUCAUAAAUCUGAAAAGUUAAGAGGGAUGAUAUUUGGAAACAGAAUUGUUUGUGAUGAUGAAUGUCAUUGGGUAUUGUUCAGUCAGAAGGAAAAUGUAGCCCUGAUCAGUUUAAUUGAGGAUUACCUGCCUCGGUUAGGCGGAAUGAAUGACAAUUUCUUUUGAUGAAUGAAAUACAUACAAUGUUGCUAUCACAGCAUUGUGUUAGCAACUAUUCUGUGACAAACCAAAGAAAUCACAUGUGAUACAAGUGGUAAAAACGCUUUCUUAAUAUUGAUUAAGAAAGCGAUUAUAUGGCAUUUAAGAUGCCCAGUGGUGGAAUGUCUUGGGAAGUGGACGUCUGUUUGUGUCAUUACACUGUGCAGACGAGAAACUGAGAUAAGCUAGGUAAAUCAAACCCUCUUAUUCCCAUUAUUACGACAUUGGUGGUAUAUUUCAAAUCCUUCUCGACUUGCAUAUUUAUUCUGUCAUGAAAAUAUGUGGAAGAUAUUUUUUAGAUAGUGAAUAGGGGAAAGGGUGAACAUUCCAUUGUAAAUAGGUAACCUGAGUGUUCAUAAACCUUCAUCAAAUAGGGUGUACCCGUUUUCAAUAUCUGUCUGAUACCUGCCUUGUACAUGUAUGCUACAGUUGCACCGAUGAAUCAACUCUAGACCGGUCAAAGCCAUUACGUUUGUUUGAAUUGCAUAUGAUUGGUCGGUUUGGUGUUGCUUUCAUUUGUGUUACUAGCAUCGUCCUGGUUCAUACCUUUAUUUGAUUUUACUAUCAAUGACAAGGUACAUGCUACUGAAGUCCUGCAAUUUGAUUGGCUGAGAGCAAAGUUGUGAUGGAUGUCCAGCAUUUGUUAUUGAUAAAGUGAUAUGUGAAACAGGGCCUCUGGUCCUUGGGGGUUUGGGAUGAAUCAGAAGGUAUUUUUGUACAUUUGUUUUCUGCUGGUUAAUCAUGGCAUUCUUUUGUACCGUUUUCAUAGUAAUUGUGUUGUAUUGCUCCUUGAUUAAAACUGUUGUUAAUACAUA